AUUUGCUUUUAGUGUAAUGAGAUUAAUAUGACGUAACCAAAAAUUAUAUAUAUAAAUAAUACUCGUGUUUGUAUAACUUUAUUAUUUUAUACCUAGCAACUAAAAACAAUGAAAUUACUUUUAUUAUUAGUUUUAGUAUUUAGCGGCUGUUUAGCCGAUAACCUAAACAACCGUUUGGACUGUUAUAUUGAGAAUGACUUUAAGAUAACUGAACAGCAAUGCAAGGAUAGGGGCUGUAUAUGGAACAUACCGCAUACCGGGGCAAAUGGUGUUCCCAUAUGCUAUCUGGACAUCAAACAAGUGGGAUAUCAAAUGGCCGGUGCGGUCAAAAAGACUGAUGAGGGCCAGGAGGUUGACCUACAGCUUAAAGACACCGCUAAAAAGACACUGAAGUCUAUGCCGUCGAUCGAGAGCCUAAAGUUCACCGUUAAAUAUAUGACCGAAAAUAUUGUGAGGUUUACGAUAAGGGACGCCAAGAAUAAGCGAUACGAAGUACCGGUGCAACAGGUGUUCAAUCUCAUGGAUAAAGUGGAAAGGGAUGAGUCGAAGCGCCGGUAUUCGGUAGAUGUCAGAACAGACUCUAAGGACUUCCAGUUUACAAUAACCCGGAAAGAGACUAAAACUAAAAUUUUUGACACAUCCAUUGGGGGACUGGUAUUCGCUGACCAGUUCCUACAAAUAGCUACUAAUCUAGCUAGUAAGAAUGUAUAUGGUCUAGGUGAAAAUGUACACCAAACCUUGAGACAUGACUUAAACUAUAAAAACUGGCCACUAUUUGCUAAUGGUAGACCGCUCACCGAGGGUAAUUUCAACGAGUACGGUGUUCAUCCAUUCUAUACGGUACUCGAGUCGGACGGCAAAGCUCAUGGAGUACUGUUCCUCAACAGCAACGCCAUGGACUAUACAUUUUUGCCUGAACCCGCCCUAUCCAUAAAGUCCAUGGGCGGAGUCCUCGACUUUUUUGUGUUUUUGGGCGAUAAUCCCGAACACGUGAUACAGUUGUAUACGUCGGUCAUCGGGAGGUCAACGUUGCCUCCCUUCUGGGGCCUCGGGUACCAACUGUGCCGAUACGGCUGGAAAGACACCCAAAGUGUCAAAGAGGUUAUCGACAGAAAUCUUAAAGAGAAAGUACCCUUGGACGUCAUGUAUGUGGACAUCGACUACAUGGAUAGGUUUGAAGAUUUUACUUACGAUCAUGGUGCUUUCGCCGGACUCCCGGAGCUGUUCCAAAGCACCAUGACCAAUAACAAUUUUCAUUGGACAGUCAUAUUAGACCCGAUCAUCGAGGCCAACAACCCUAAGUACCAGUCCUUUAUCGAUGGUUACAAAGACGACGUGUUUGUCAAAUGGUCCAAAAGCGUGGCGGUAAAGGACAGGCAUAACCCGGCGGACGUACCCACUGAUAAGGAUACGUAUUAUGGGAGAAUGUGGCCACAUGGCCCUGCUGCAUUUCCUGAUUAUUUCAAAAAUAUAACGGACUUGUGGUGGCGGAAACAAAUUAAGGACUUCCAUGCUGCGUUACCUUUUGAUGCACUUUGGAUUGAUAUGAAUGACCCGUCAAAUUUCGAUGAUAAAUGUCCAAAUAAUACUCUCGAUUACCCACCAAUCAGAUCAGAUUCACUGUCCAACACGAAACAGUUAUCGUGGGGGUCUAUAUGCAUGACUACCACCCAUGGCCAGGAUGAACAGUACCAACACUACGACGUCCACGAUCUGUACGCCUUAUACGAGGCGAUUAGUACCCAAAAGGCUAUACAUGAGACUACUGGUAAAAGGGGGUUUGUUUUAUCGCGUACUACGUAUGUCUCAUCGGGCAGAUACACUGGGCAUUGGUUGGGCGAUAAUUACGCUACCUGGCCUAUGAUACACCAUUCAGUGGUGGGCAUGUUGGAGUUCAACAUGUUUGGCGUUAAUUAUGUUGGCUCCGACAUCUGUGGGUUCAACGAUAACACGACACCCCAAUUGUGCCGCCGGUGGCACCAAUUGGGGGCGUUUUACCCCUUUGCCAGAAACCACAACGAAAAGUCGGCUAUAGAUCAGGACCCGGCUGUUUGGGUCAGUCGUGGGCACCCGGAGGUUACUGAGGCCGCCCGAAACUCGCUGCGGCUCCGGUACCAACUCAUACACUACUUAUACACACUGUUCUACCGGUCCCAAGCGUUUGGCGAUACAGUCGCCCGACCCAUGCAUCACGAGUGGCCCCGGGAUGUCGUUACACAUGAUAUCGACACCCAAUUCUUGUGGGGCCGGGAUGUGCUCAUAUCGCCCUUCCUGUUCGAGAAUCAAACCGAAGUGAAGGCAUACCUACCGGCCAGUGAGCGCUGGUAUGAAGUGAAACCCCACCUAAACCUAGCCUCACAUGUGGGACACGUGUCUAUACCGGACUCCCAGCCCAACGGACCGCCGCCCAUACACUUCAGGGGCGGCGCUAUCAUACCGAUGGUCGUCGACGAGGAACUCAUAUCCACUUCUCAGCCGUCGAUAAAUACAUUGAAUUUAGUGGUCGUCCCCUCUAAUGACUCGCAAGUGGUCGGUAGGGGAGAGCUGUUUUGGGACGACAGGGAGGGGAUCGACACCAUUGGGGGAAAUAAAUAUAAUUUAUAUACAAUGGCGACGUAUGCUAAUUGUACCAUGGUGAUUACGGUGGAUAAAACUGGGUACACUGGUAAAGUUUAUCCGAAAAUAAGCAAGGUUAUUGUUGUGAAUACAGGUGCCCAGGUUGACCCAGUGAACGCUACUCUAGAUGACAAGGAGGUGUCAGCUAAGCAUGUUAAUGGCAAUACCGAAAUUACCCUGGCCUACAAUAUGUACCCUGAAUAUGCGGGUAUAGUACGUAUGCGGCGUAUAAUCCGCAGUCAG
Oppiella nova is the source of this 2859-nucleotide messenger RNA. The record is from the annotation of a GenBank genome assembly. Lineage: Eukaryota; Metazoa; Arthropoda; Arachnida; Sarcoptiformes; Oppiidae.